AUGGAUCAUAAAAUCAAUUUGAUAAGUGGAGGCUUCGCUGGUGUAUUCGUCGACAUCCUCCUCUACCCAUUGGAUACUCUUAAGACUAGAAGUCAAGUAAAAUUUGGUGUUAAAUUUAAUAAAUCUCAAAAUUUUAUCUUCUCAAACUUUGGACCUAACUCCAAAGGCUUGUACAGCGGUCUUAGUGUUAUCCUCUCCGGCAGUUUUCCCUCAUCGGCAGCGUAUUAUGCAGUAUAUGAGAUUUCAAAACAUUCUUUAGCCCAUUAUUCUCUGGAUGGGAUUAAACCCUUUCUACCGUUAACUCUUGUACAUGUACUUAGUACUUCCAUCGCUGAGAUAUCGAAUUCGUUGAUUAGAACGCCUUUUGAAGUAAUAAAACAGCAGAUGCAAGCGGGGAUGCACUCAACUGUCAAAGAUUCCAUCAAGUUCAUCUACAAAAGACAAGGUUAUAAAGGAUUCUACGUUGGUCUAGGUUCGGUACUACUAAGGGAGAUCCCAUUUGAUGGAAUACAAUUUGUAUUGUGGGAGAGAUCAAAGACUUGUAUAUUAUUACAGCCAUUUUAUGAAGAUAAGAAGUCGUACGUGGCAACAUCAGCUAUAACUGGCGGACUUGCUGGAGGAAUCGCAGGAAUCCUAACUACACCAAUAGAUGUAAUCAAGACUAGGAUGAUGACACAAGAUAAAAUUGUAUAUAAAAAUUCAAUUUCCUGCAUGCGAGCCCUAAUAAAGGAGGAAGGUUGUGGUGUUUUAUGUAGAGGAAUGGGAUUUAGGGCUGUAUGGUUGACAUUGAGCGGGUUACUCUUUUUCGGAAGCCUCGAAACAGCGAAAUUAGCCCUAACAAGCAAUAGACAAGCGAAUAAAUCGGAGGAAUUAGACUCUGUGCAUAGUAAAUUGGGUUAG
Babesia microti strain RI is the source of this 900-nucleotide messenger RNA. Its product is annotated as Mitochondrial carrier protein. Bases 1 to 900 code for a protein of 299 amino acids. Gene Ontology annotation, molecular function: S-adenosyl-L-methionine transmembrane transporter activity. The record is from RefSeq and is a predicted model, not a curated record. Gene Ontology annotation, cellular component: mitochondrial inner membrane. Gene Ontology annotation, biological process: transmembrane transport. The transcript is spliced from 5 exons. Lineage: Eukaryota; Apicomplexa; Aconoidasida; Piroplasmida; Babesiidae.